UCUUCCUUCGGUCUUAACAUCCAGCCGUGUGUAUCCAGCUGUUCCCGGAUCAGCUGUGACCGGACGGAUCCCCAGCUGUGCGGCUCCAGUCCCGAAGGCAGAGAGCAGGCAGAGGCAGGCAGGGUCGGCCAUGUUGUUGUGUGGGGGGUGGAUGCAAGUUUAGUAGUAGGAAGUGGAGGCUGCACAGAGGAGGAAUACUGCAGGAUCUGUUCUCCUUCUUCUUUUUAUUAAUGUCCCGUGUGGUGGCUGUGAUGCAGCUGCAGGCCUCCUCUUCCUCCUCUACCUCCUCUACCUCCUCCCGCUCCUGCUCCUCUUCAUCCGUCUCCUCUCUGGAACAAUGAGUGACUCCUGCAUCAGCUACGACCUCCUCGCACAUUGCUUUGAUUUAACUUCGGCCCAAAACCCCAGCGCGCACACAGCAACCUCCUCCUCCUCCUUCUCCGCCGCCGGAUGCACGAAGUGGGGAUGAAGGCGGCUCCGUCCCUGCUGGAAUAACUCCGAUCUCCGUUAUUUCACCGGGAUCUGACUCGAGGAGGGAAGGACGCGGAUCCUGUGAAGGUAAAAUAUCUCAGAUUAUUAGGCAGGUCUUUGUCAGAUAAGGAUGGGCCCGUCUGACCUGUCAACAACAAAGAGAAUAAUCUGUCUCACUGUGACAUAAACCUCACUCACAUUCAAAAUCCAGUGUGUCUAAAGGUUAAAAAGAAAUGUGAGAGAGAAGACAGCAUGUGCUCAGGGUCCCUGUGGAAUAUGAGUGUAGCCAUGAUAUCAUUUAAAUACUUAGAAAUAGGACAAGGUCAUUAUACCACGAGUACAUCACAGUAUGGUACUAUUACAUUAAUUAAUUAAACAUUUCUACUGUGCAGUAUUAGUUAGUAGAAAUAUUAUUUCCUCCAGUCCAACAGGGUUCGCUGCUGUCUCGGAGCUCGGAGUCUCUGUUUCCUGUCUCUGGUUGUCUUCUAUGGUCUUUGUCCCCUCAGAGACUCAGAGUGCAGAGAGGAGGAACAUGUCCGCCGUGCAGCUGCUGCGGGUGUCGGUACAUGAGCGGAUCAGCGCUGCCGCUGAAGACUUCCUGCUGCAGGUGGAGGAAGGAGGAGGAAAGGCUCGAGUCCCGGAGCUGAGAGCGAAGCUCAGCGAGCGGCUAAUGGCUGCGGUGGAGCAGAUCCUCGCGGGGCUUGAGAAAACCUUGUUAGAGUACGAGGGCCGAGUGGAGCGGGCAGAGCAGUCCGAGCGGGAGAUCUGCCGCCAGAGGAGGCUGCUCGAUGGCGUGAUGCAGCCCAAAGUCUGGCUGCACAGAGCAGUGUGUCCUGCAGACAUCAAGCAACUGAUGGUGAUUAUAGAAGAGGUUCCCCCUGAGGAGCAGGAGGACCCAGAGCCCCCCCACAUUAAAGAGGAACAGGAGGAACGGUGGACCAAUCCGGAUGGACAGAAGCUUCAGGGACUGGAGGAGGCUGAUAUCAAGUUCACAUUGACUCCUGGCACUGUGAAGAGCGAAGAAGAUGAAGAGAAACUUAAAUCGUCAAAGCUUCAUCCGAGAGAGACGAAAGAGAACAGAACGGACUGGGGAGGACCAGAACCAGCCAGGAACUCAGGUCCUGGUGGACAUUUACAACCAGGUCCUGAGGACAAGACUGAAGACUCUUCUGAGACUGAAGACUGUGAGGAUGAUUGGAUGGAGACCAGGGAACCUCAGACUGGUUGGAAUACAAACAUCCAGCAAGUGAUGGUGAAUAAAGAAGAUGUUCCCCCUGAGGAGCAGCAUUGGAGCCCCCUUGUGGACCAGGAGGACCCUGAGCCCCACCACAUUAAAGAGGAACAGAAGGAACCGUGGACCAAUCAGGAUGGACAGCAGCUUCAAGGACUGGAGGAGGCUGAUAUCAAGUUCACAUUGACUCCUGUCGCUGUGAAAAGUGAAGAAGAUGAAGAGAAACUUAAAUCGUCAAAGCUUCAGCCGAGUGAGACGAAGGAGAACAGAGCGGACUGUGGAGGACCAGAACCAGCCAGGAACUCAGGUCCUGAUGGAAGUUUACAACCAGGUCCUGAGGACAAGACUGAAGACUCUUCUGAGACUGAAGAGAGUGAGGAUCAUUGGAUGGAGACCAGGGAACCUCAGACUGGUUUGAAUACAAGAAAUAACAAACAGCCUCUAAGUGAUAUGGGAUGUAAGACAGAAAAAAAAUCGUUAAGUUGCUCUGAGUGUGGUAAAAGAUUUAACCAAAGGGGCAAUCUAAAUAUCCAUAUGAGGAUUCAUACAGGAGAGAAACCGUUUAGUUGCUCCGAGUGUGGUAAACUAUUUAACCAUAGGGGCCAUCUAAAUAUCCAUAUGAGGAGUCAUACAGGAGAGAAACCGUUUAGUUGCUCCGAGUGUGGUAAACGAUUUAACCAUGGGGGCCAUCUAAAUAUACAUACGAGGAUUCAUACAGGAGAGAAACCGUUUAGUUGCUCUGAGUGUGGUAAAAGAUUUAUCCGUAGGGACAGUCUAAAUAUACAUAUGAGGAAUCAUACAGGAGAGAAACUGUUUAGUUGCUCCGACUGUGGUAAAAGAUUUAACCAAAGGGGUGAUCUAAAUACACAUAUGAGGAUUCAUACAGGAGAGAAACCGUUUAGGUGCUCUGAGUGUGGUAAAAGAUUUAGCCGUAGGGACAGUCUAAAUAUACAUAUGAGGAAUCAUACAGGAGAGAAACCGUUUAGUUGCUCCGACUGUGGUAAAAGAUUUAACCAAAGGGGUGAUCUAAAUACACAUAUGAGGAUUCAUCCAGGAGAGAAACCGUUUAGUUGAUCUGAGUGUGGUAAAAAAUUUAAGAUUCAGUCCUAUUGUACGAGACAUUUGAGGAUUCAUAAAGGAGAGAGGCGACACAGUUGCAACUUUUGCAACAAAAGACUUAUUAGGAUUUAUCAGCAGUUAUUUAUAUUAUACAUAAUUAAGUUCACUGUUUUAAAUAGACUUAACAGUUUUUAUGUCCCUAUAAAAUAUUAAUCAUUGAAAAACACGAAAGAUCUGUGUUGAUAUAUCUCGUUUGUACUGAUUUCUACAUAAUUUCUCUAUUUUUCAUAUUGUUCUUCAUGUUGUUUUAUGGUUAAAGUGUGUUCAUUGAACAGUAUGAAUGUGUGUUUUAAACUAGUUCAUAUGAUUAAAUAAGUUUGUUUAAAACAAUGGUUUCUUGGUUCGUGAGAUUCAAUGACAGUGUAUGUUCUCCUUCAUGUAUUGAAUGUGUUUCCAAGAAUAAAAGGAUAAUGGCGUC
Molecule: messenger RNA, 3239 nt
Organism: Pleuronectes platessa (European plaice)
Lineage: Eukaryota; Metazoa; Chordata; Actinopteri; Pleuronectiformes; Pleuronectidae
Product: zinc finger protein 3 homolog
Exons: 3
Coding region: 959-2776 (605 amino acids)
Biological process (GO): regulation of transcription by RNA polymerase II
Molecular function (GO): DNA-binding transcription factor activity; RNA polymerase II cis-regulatory region sequence-specific DNA binding
Source: RefSeq, a predicted model, not a curated record